Molecule: messenger RNA, 3079 nt
Organism: Momordica charantia (bitter melon)
Lineage: Eukaryota; Viridiplantae; Streptophyta; Magnoliopsida; Cucurbitales; Cucurbitaceae
Product: transport inhibitor response 1-like protein
Biological process (GO): SCF-dependent proteasomal ubiquitin-dependent protein catabolic process
Cellular component (GO): SCF ubiquitin ligase complex
Molecular function (GO): protein binding
Source: RefSeq, a predicted model, not a curated record
GUUGAAGGGAAAGUCCCUAAAUAAUAGAGCAGGUGUGUGGGGAGCCAUUUGGAAAACUGGAAUUGGAAUUGGAGGAGGAGAGAGAGAGAGAGAAAUUUAGAGAGAGAGAGAGAAGCAAGAAAGAAGAAUCCCAAUGGGCAGAAGAGAAGAGGCUACUGUUUAUACUCCAUUGUCCUUGUGAUCACUUCAACUAAUCCCUCCAAACUUCCAUAUCAUUUCACAGUCCUCUCAAAUCACAGAGAGAUCAGAUUGAGUGAGAGUGGAAAAUCGAGCUGAAGAACAACAAGAACAAAUGUCCGAAGACGACGAUCGAUCUCUGACUUCGGAUCUGGGCGCCGCCCAAUCCGCCAGUAAAGCUCGCAAUUGCACCGGAUGUUCCGGCGAUGUUUCCGGCUCUGGUUCUGCUGAGAAUAUCCUCCACAAUGUCCUUGAGAACGUGCUUCACUUCCUCACUUCUCGCCGUGACCGGAGCGCUGCUUCGCUCGUCUGCAAGUCAUGGUAUCGCGUCGAAGCCCUCACUCGAUCCGACCUCUUCAUCGGAAAUUGCUAUGCUGUCUCCCCCUGCCGCGUCACGGCGCGGUUUGGCCGAGUCCGGUCAGUGUCGAUCAAGGGAAAGCCGCGGUUCGCGGAUUUCAACCUGAUGCCGCCCAAUUGGGGAGCUCACUUUGCCCCUUGGGUUGCAGCCAUGGCCAAAUCCUACCCUUGGCUCGAGAGAAUCUACUUGAAGCGUAUGUCUGUCACGGACGAUGAUCUGGCGCUACUCGCCGAGUCUUUCCCCGGCUUCAAGGAGCUCGUGCUUUUCUGCUGCGAAGGUUUCGGCACCAGCGGGAUUGCUGUGGUCGCUUCUAGGUGUAGGCAUCUUCGAGUGCUUGAUCUGAUUGAAUCUGACGUAACAGAUGAUGAAGUGGAUUGGAUAUCUUGUUUCCCAGAGAAGGAAACCUGUCUCGAAUCUCUAGUUUUUGAUUGCGUAGAAUGCCCCAUCAAUUUUGAGGCAUUGGAGAUGUUGGUGACCAGAUCCCCUUACUUGAAGAAACUCGGAGUGAAUCGUUAUAUUUCCAUCACACAGCUAUACCAUCUGAUGAUUCGGGCUCCAAAGCUAACACAUCUUGGAACUGGUUCGUUCUGUAACCCGGAGGCCAUCGUUCACGGGGAGCUAGAGCCCGACUAUGCUGCCGCAUUUGCUGCUUGCAAAUCCUUAGUCUGUCUCUCUGGAUUCAAGGACAUUUUGCCUGAUUACCUACCAUGUAUCUAUCCAGUUUGUGCGAAUCUCACCACUCUGAACUUGAGCUAUGCAAAUAUAACUGCUGAACAACUCAAACCAGUUAUAAGCCAUUGUCAUAAGCUCCAAACUUUCUGGGCUCUUGAUUCAAUAUGUGAUGAUGGACUUCAAGCUGUUGCUUCAACUUGCAAGGAACUUCAAGAACUUAGGGUUUUUCCUGUAGACGCUCGAGAAGAUGGUGAAGGCCCCAUUUCUGAAGUGGGCUUCCAAGCAAUAUCUGAGGGUUGUAGGAAAUUGCAAUAUAUCCUCUACUUCUGCCAGAGAAUGACGAAUGCAGCUGUGAUUGCCAUGUCAAAGAACUGUCAAGAUCUUGUGGUGUUCAGGCUAUGCAUUAUGGGGCGACACCAACCGGACCAUAAAACUGGAGAACCCAUGGAUGAAGGGUUUGGUGCCAUUGUUAUCAACUGCAAGAAGCUCACCAGGCUUGCCAUAUCUGGAUUAUUGACCGAUCGUGCUUUCAGCUACAUUGGGAAGUAUGGAAAACUGGUACGCACCCUAUCAGUUGCUUUUGCUGGAAAUAGUGAUUUGGGAUUGAAAUAUGUGCUCGAGGGCUGUCUUAGAUUACAAAAACUUGAGAUUAGAGAUAGCCCUUUUGGCGAUGGAGCCCUGCGAUCUGGUUUACAUCAUUACUAUAACAUGAGAUUCCUCUGGAUGUCAUCAUGUAAAUUGUCUCGCCAAGGCUGCCAAGAGGUUGCCCGAGCGAUGCCUCACUUAGUGGUUGAGGUGAUGAGGAAUGAAAACGGCGAGGACAUAAAUAACCAUAUUCAGGUGGAGGAUAUGGAGAACUAUGUCCAGGUGGAGGAUAUGGAGGAGAACCAUGUCCAGGUGGAGGAGGAUAUGGAGGAGAACCAUGUCCAGGUGGAGGAUGUGGAGAACCAUGUCCAGGUGGAGGAUAUGGAGAACCAUGUCCAGGUGUUAUAUAUGUAUAGAUCUCUCGAGGGGCCAAGGGACGAUGCUCCAAAUUUUGUUGACAUCCUAUAGAACGUUGGACUACAAGAAGUUUCAACUGUUACUGAGCACCGUCACAAUUUUGUGCGGUAAGUUUAUUACUGCUUGUCAAAGGGUUAUUCUUCAAUACCGAAGAAAAAAAAUUCAUGUAUACCCACCCACUUGAACAAAGCUGGAUGGCUUUUUUUACACGAGGAAGAUUAUGAUGGUUUUUGGAGCCAGAUCAAUAGAAUGAAAGCAUCUCAUCUGAUAUAUGGAACUUCCUGAGACUUUAAAGAGUGGUGGUGGUGCUGAGGAUCAAUCUUUUUACUGUUCAUCAGGCUAAACAAGUUUUCAAAUAAGUUUGUUUCUAAUUGUUCGCGUUUCUUCAUUUCUAUAUUCGGUAACUGUAAACUAGAGCUGCUGGAGGAGGCACGGGUUGUAGAGAGCUGCAUUGAAAGCUUAGAUGGCGAUUAUGGGUCAUUUUGUCAAUUGAAUCGAGAUAGGAAGAACAUUGCAAGGAUUGGAGAAUUGGUUGGUCGGUCGACUGCAAGAUCUAUGAAUAUCUCUCCAUCCACCAGCCCACCAACAGCAAGGGGAUGACACAGGUACUCGUACUACUAAGUCUUACAAGAAACAUUAGUCCAUUUAUUUUGAUUCAAAUGGUAAGUAGAUGUGAGAUGGAAAGACCCGGCCUCUCUAGCUAAAUGUUGUUUAUUUCUAAUCAGAUGUACUAGUAGUGUAGGCACCUGGUUAUUGAAUUUACUAUUGUUGUUUAUCAGAAAAUGUGAGAUGGAUGGGUAAUAAAUGCCAAAGUUAUGCAUGGACAGAAUUUCCAUAUAAUAAUGGUACUGUCUCAUCUCUCUUUCCUCC